Messenger RNA from Pseudopipra pipra, 1406 nucleotides. RefSeq lists its product as uncharacterized. The record is from RefSeq and is a predicted model, not a curated record. NCBI's taxonomy places the organism in Eukaryota, Metazoa, Chordata, Aves, Passeriformes, Pipridae. Bases 640 to 1284 code for a protein of 214 amino acids. The transcript has 2 exons.
GAGAGGCAAAGCAGCCCCUCAGUGGCAGCCGGGUCACUGUGGGUUAAUGGCAGGUGCUUACUCGCAUCUGACCCCGUGAAAUCCCAAUUUUCCCCACUCGUGGUUUUUCUCCUCUCCCCAAGAUGAAGGUGGGAGCUCUGGCCAGGAGCCGGUCCCCACUGCCACGAGAGGGCUCUGCUCCGCCAGCAAAGCAGAGACGAGUCUUACUCCCAACACCAGCGGCAAUUUACCCAUCCGCAUCAAAAUCAAGGAUUCAUAAUUUCAGGAGAGAGCAGGAUCUUCAGGUUUGGGUUUUUCUGGUCUGUGUGUGUGCUCUGAGGGGUCGCACCACUAUCGGCUCCGACACACAGGAGCAAGGGGCUGGCUCUUGUCUAACCUGCCCACAGCCUCCUCUGAGGACGAUCUGGAGAUGGCUCGUCCUUCCCUUUGCUGUCUGUCACCACUCCUGUCCCCAGGUAGUGCCCUUGGGCUGAGCUUCCUGAGUACAGGUAGCCUAUGGGAGCUGCUGUCAUUUACAGACACGAAUACACAAAGCCUGCUCCCACAGGUUGGAUGGAUCCUCCCUUCUACCCCAUAAAACACUCAUUAAAAUGAAAUUUGGCACAAGAAGAGAAAGAUCUAGGGUGGUUUUUAAAUAUUAUGUCUACCUGUUUUUACUGUAAAGGGAAUUUCAGGACUCUCAGGAAGUCUUUGCAGAGCACGGACUCAGCACAGCUCACCUGCUCAGUUCAGCUCUCAUCAUUUACAGUCACACUUGGAAGAGUUUUGCAUGAAUUUUACGGACAGGAGGGGCUCAACCUGCAUCCUGCUGUGUGCCUGUUCCUGGCUUGGCUCUGCCCAGUGCCAACCCUCACCUGUGCUGGGGGUCACCAGUGCCCGUGGAGACCCAGAGACUCUGGUGGGGCACUGGGGGCUCCAGUCACCGCUCUCACUCCUCCUCCUCCUCCUCACUUUUGCCAAGGUAAAGCGCUGAAAUGCCACAAAUGUGUUGCGUCCAACGAGAACGACUGCAACAAGCAGGGCUCCCACAGCUGCCCCCAGUACGCCGACGCCUGCUCCACCAUCACUGCGCCCAACAGCGUCAUUAAGUCCUGCUCCUACAAGUCCUUCUGCGACCAGGCGCGCCGCGGCGGCUCCGGCGGGGCCACCGUGCGAUGCUGCUUCACCGACGACUGCAACGGGCCGGCGCGGGGCUCCCGCAACGGCGGGGGGGUCCCGCCGCCGCCCCUGCCCAGCCUGCUGGCCGCCGCGCUGGCCGGCACGCUGCUGCUGGGCUGGCUCUGAGGGCCCGGCGGGGUGGCCCGCCCGGCGUAGCUGCUCGCUGCUCUAGCCUAGGGAUGCGCGGGCGGGGGGCUCUCUGCGCGGGAGGGGUCCCGCCGCCACCAGUGCAAUAAACGCUGCCGCUG